This is a messenger RNA of Humulus lupulus (European hop), 921 nucleotides long. RefSeq lists its product as uncharacterized. Lineage: Eukaryota; Viridiplantae; Streptophyta; Magnoliopsida; Rosales; Cannabaceae. The record is from RefSeq and is a predicted model, not a curated record. The transcript is spliced from 3 exons. Bases 1 to 921 code for a protein of 306 amino acids.
AUGGUUGAUUGCAACCGAAUUACAGUAGUAGAAUUGGGGGGUCGUCCUUUAGGUGAUAUUACUGGAAGGGGAAUAGAUUCUAACGAACCUAUUGAUGGUGGUAUGCCGGGUUCUGGUAGUAUGCUUAGUUCUAAUCCUAGGUCUUCCAUAAGUUUAGGUGAGUUGACCUAUCUUCGUCGUCAUUAUGAGAUCCCUGAUACCAUCAGUCUGCAUGCUCCUGCUAAGGCGGAGCGGCCUGACUGGCACUUACCUGGUUGGGUGUGUCUGUAUGAACUUCCCUUCAAAGAAGGGCUUCGGUUUCCUAUCCCCCGUUUAGUCGUUGAGUUGUGUGAGUACCACGAGAUUUCGCCCGGACAACUAAUGCCAAAUUCAUGGCGGAUUUUGAUGUCUCUCGAAGUCCUUUGUGAAAGGCACAAGAUAACACUUGGGGUGGCUGACUUGUUGAGAGCUUACUACUUGAAGGCACACCUUAAUGACAAAGGUAGGUACCAGUUAACAACUAGGGGGAAGGACCCUCCUUUAAUUAUUAGUUUGAAGAGUGGAGAUAAGAGGUGGAAGGACCGUUACUUCUUCGUCCCUUUCGUCUCGUUGGGGUUACCUGCUGAUAGUAGGAUACCUUGUUCAUGGUCUCCUGCAUGUAGGCUUCGAGUUGAGUACCUUUGGGAUUCGAGGGAGUCUUCUGGUCGACUUAAGAGUAUUCUUGCUAUUCCUGAGGCGGAGCGUGAGUGGAGUGAUUUGUUGUCUGAAUCGAGUCUUCGUCAGAGUUCUUUGUGGCGCUCUGUUGAAAAACUCCCUGAAGACGUAGCUAUGUCCCGACCCUUUACACUUCCUCUAACCGGUUCCAAUGCCUUGGAACGUUUGCGUCAAGCAAAGAAAUCGUCCGUUGGGAGCUCAGAAGCUGAUAGAGAGGUUGUCGUGUGA